This is a messenger RNA of Paramuricea clavata, 7253 nucleotides long. The record is from the annotation of a GenBank genome assembly. NCBI's taxonomy places the organism in Eukaryota, Metazoa, Cnidaria, Anthozoa, Malacalcyonacea, Plexauridae.
GGGGAACGCUGUUGGAUUUCAUUCACAAACGGAAAUCAAAAGGAAAAACAAUAAGUGAAAAGGUAAACGUAAUCCCUCCUUCAAAUUUUAAGUACUAGAUAAAACAUGAGCAGCCGAUCUGUAUCUGAUAUAUCUGUGUCUGACAUCUCUCUAUUGUGGACAUCUCUCUAAUACUGACAUCUCGCUAAUGCGGACAUCUCUUAAUUACGGACAUCUCUCUAUUACUGACAUCUCUCUAUUACGGACUUCCCUCUAUUACGGACUUCCCUCUAUUACGGACAUCUCUCUAAUACGGACAUCUCUCUAAUACAGACAUAUCUCUAUUACUGACAUCUCUCUAUUACGGACAUCCCUCUAAUACGGACAUCUCUCUAAUACAGACAUAUCUCUAUUACGGACAUCUCUCUAUUAUGGACAUCUCUCUAUUAUGGACAUCUCCCUAAUACAGACAUCUCUCUAUUACGGACAUCUCUCUAAUACAGACAUGUCUCUAUUACGGACAUCUCUCUAAUACAGACAUGUCUCUAUUACGGACAUCUCUCUAUUAUGGACAUCUCUCUAUUAUGGACAUCUCCCUAAUACAGACAUCUCUCUAUUACGGACAUCUCUCUAAUACAGACAUGUCUCUAUUACGGACAUCUCUCUAAUACAGACAUGUCUCUAUUACGGACAUCUCUCUAUUAUGGACAUCUCUCUAUUAUGGACAUCUCCCUAAUACAGACAUCUCUCUAUUACGGACAUCUCUCUAAUACAGACAUGUCUCUAUUACGGACAUCUCUCUAAUACAGACAUGUCUCUAUUACGGACAUCUCUCUAUUAUGGACAUCUCUCUAUUAUGGACAUCUCCCUAAUACAGACAUCUCUCUAUUACGGACAUCUCUCUAAUACAGACAUGUCUCUAUUACGGACAUCUCUCUAAUACAGACAUGUCUCUAUUACGGACAUCUCUCUAUUAUGGACAUCUCUCUAUUAUGGACAUCUCCCUAAUACAGACAUCUCUCUAUUACGGACACCUCUCUAUUACGGACAUCUCUCUAAUAUGGACAUCUCUCUAUUACGGACAUCUCUGUAUUACGGACAUAUCUGUAUGACGGUCAUCUCUAUAUUACGGACAUCUCUCUAAUACGGACAUCUCUCUAAUACGGACAUGUCUCUAUUACGGACAUCUCUCAUUACGGACAUCUCUCUAUUAUGAACAUCUCCCUAAUACAGACAUCUCUCUAUUACGGACACCUCUCUAUUACGGACAUCUCUCUAAUAUGGACAUCUCUCUAUUACGGAUAUCUCUCUAAUACGGACAUCUCUCUAAUACGGACAUCUCUCUAAAACGGACAUCUCUGUAUUACGGACAUCUCUGUAUGACGGACAUCUCUAUAUUACGGACAUCUCUCUAAUACGGACAUCUCUCUAAUACGGACAUCUCUCUAUUACGGACACCUCUCUAUUACGGACGGUGUCAAUUACAUUUAUCUUUCCUUCCGAAGGCCACCCGUUGGCAGGUAAAUCGCGUUUACAGGGGUUUCAGAAUGAUUUGAAGUAGGCGGCUGUACCAAAAAAGUAGCCGGUUGUGACUGAAAGUUAAAAAUUCGCGCGGGGAGGGGGGCGUGCCCUCGCAUGGAAAUUUAAAAAAAUUUCGCCGCAAACGGACCAAUCCCCACUUAACCAAAAUUUUGAUCUUAACAAGUCCAGACAAAAUUCCAUCAUAGCAUGAAAGAGCAUCACAAAAUUAGUAAUAUUCCCAAGUAUCGUUGCGAAAUUUUGUAAAAUGCGGAUAAUAUAUCCUUGGGAAGUUUGUAAUUUUCAGUCAUUUUGUAUUACGCACAGAAGUGGUAACCAUUUCCAGUUUGUAAUACAAAAUGACUGAAAAUAGAAAACUUCCCAAGGCUAUACAAUCCGCAUUUUACAACAUUUUGUAACGAAACUUUGGAAUAUUACUAAUUUUGUGGUGCUCUUUCAAGCUGUGAUGAAAUGUUUGUCUAUACUUGUUGAGUUCAAAGUUUUGGUUAAUUGGGGAUUGGUCCAUUAAAGGCCCGUUUACACGGGCGAUUUUUGCUGCGAUUUUAGGGCGAUUUUCUUCUUCUGAUGGAUGUGAAGGAGUGGAUAAGUUAUAAAUGUUCCAGGUUGUGAAAUUUCAUAACAACGUCAUUAAGUAAUCUACUCCUUCAUAUCCUCCAAAAGGAGAAAAUCGCAACUAAAAUCGCAGCAACAAUCGCUCGUGUAAAUGGGCCUUAACAGUCAAAUAAUAUAGAAAAACUAAAGAGACAAAGUACAACUGUUGACUUGUUAGAUUUAGAUGUCAUUUGCAUUUAUACUUGUAAGUGACAGUGUACUUUAAUGUGCUACUAGUAGUUUAAUUUUUACAGCUGCAUGAAGAGAAUGACAACGUACACUAUUAGUAUUAAUUUAUGAAUCCGAAAUUGUUAAUCAAAUGAUGUUAUACUAAUGUACGUACUAAUGAAUUUACUUCAUCACUUUAUCAUAAUUAGUUCACUGUCAAAGAAUUAGUCACUAGAAAAACAUUUGCUAAAGUAGCUCUGAAUCUGACUCGUUCUCUGGCUCACUGUCAAAUUCGGAUUCCCCAAUGCUUAAGUCACUGCCAGAGUCAAUCAGAGUCAUCUUCCUGUUCAGGAAGAUUCAGAGCCGCUGACCAUUUGCUGCGAAAUUUAAGAUGGCGACGAGAAAACAAAGAAUGUUUAUAUUAUCGCUUUUUCGACAGCAACUUAAGAAAGCAAGCUAUGUUUGGUACUAUGUAUUAUUGAUCUUAUUGAUCUUCCAGAAUAAGUGAUGUUUUGCUUGAAUUCCAAUUGGAACAUAACAAACAUCGUGUUGGUUCGCUUGUACAUAACAUAACGUAUAUAAAAUUUUCCCUGUGACAUGACGAAAAGUAGCCGGCGGUAAAAGUUCAAGUAGCCGGCGGAACUCCGCCGGCCGCCGGCUUAUUCUGAAACCCCUGCGUUUAGAUAAAUCAAUGUCAACUAUAGAGUCUCAUUUUCUACAAUUACUUUUUACUAGUCAAAACCUCAUUAAUAGUCAGUAAUCAAUAGUAUUUUGGCAAAUCAAAUUACGGAUACUUUGUGAUAUGGAGUGAAACUCCCCUCAUGCCUUUUAUAUACUGUAAAGCUUUUCUCUAUUGGGGUUUGUUUUAUGUACAUCUGCUAAUGCAUGAGUUAUUUCUUUUUUUAGAGAGUCCUAUAUUUAUUCUCGCAGAUUGCUGUAUCGCUAAGUUUUAUUCACUCACAACGUAUCCUACAUAGAGAUAUGAAAACAUCGAAUAUUUUCCUCAAUAAGACAUUAGAUGUGGUCAAAGUUGGAGAUUUUGGAAUAUCUACGAUACUUAACACCAACAUAAGCAAGGCUGUUUCUGUGAGUACAAUUAUUAGCAUGUCACAGUAAAAUUCCAUGCAAACUAACGCUUCACCACCAACUUACUUACUAACCCACUGAACAAGCUAAAGACACUCGUACCUUUACGCAAAAGUUACGAGUGCCUUCUUCGAGGAACAAACUGACAAUAGUCACUGUUGUAUUUUUAUCUUCUAUAAUGGAUUUUUUGUGUUUUGAAAGCCUUUUGAUUAAAAUAUAAAUGACAGCCGUGCUGUAUUGUUAUAGUAUAAGAUUGGUAAUGCGUACUUUUCGAGCGAGCGAAACCCUUGGUCGGAAAGUUAGAGAACUUCGAAGGCCUUUGCUCGAAACGUGCAAGUUCUGGCGACAUUUUUAGGUGGUUGCAUCUCUCUUAUAUAUAGAGCCGUUAUCGACGUUCCACCCAGUAUAAUGAAUUAACAAAUGUACAAUUUUUAGGCUGUAUAUUUUAGAUCUUCUAUUUUGAAACGCACAUUACUAUAACUGUACUGUAUGACCCAUUGCACUGACGUCACAAAUCCUUUGAGUGUCGUCCAGAUGCUCCCUAACAAUAUCUGUUCGGGUACAACAACCACAUUCAGCGCAAAAAUUAACCAUUUUAAUACAAAAUUAUUAUAAACUUUUAUAAAAUUUGAUUUGUUUACAAAAGUUAUAUCAUGCAUAGAUUGCUAAUUUGUUCUCCAGAUCACAGAAUAGAAAAUAGUCCAGAAGCCUCACUUAGCCAAAAUUAUGUCAAAGAUUUUUUAUGCGCGAGCCAGCAAGUGUAAUCACGACGCCAUCAAACGCGAGCAACGCCAUCAAUUGCCAUCACUAGGUAAUAAAGAUUGCUGUUUUAACCGUUUUUAAAUGCCCCUGGUCCAAAUAAUCCCCUGGCGUCAUCGCAACAGGAAGACACAACGUAAAAAACAAAAGCGUAAAAUAUUUGCACAAUAAUUGCAGAAUAUGCAGCGUACACUUUGAGCAUGUUUUGCGAAUUUCAAGAAAAACCGUUGAUUUGAGGAAUUGACGCUGACGAACGCUGACGUGAUGUUCGCAGCAAGUGUCACACACGUCAUCUAGCGUGCGAAAUUCGUGAUCCGCAAGGCAAAAAUCGCGGACACGAAAAUGUUAGGGAAAGGUGUACAGUGAGACUUCUGGUCUAUUUUCUAUUCUGUGUCCAGAUGCAUCGUCACCGGCGCUGUGAUGUCAUGUGCAAUGGGUCUAUGGUUAACAAUCAUUCACAGCAGUGGAGGUGAAUAGUGCAAGGAUUUGUAUUACAACUCCUGAGGAAAAUUCGUUAGAAAUAUUUUUAAAGAGUACCUGUACACACUGUUAAACAAAACGUUGUGGCUUUGUUUGGCGAUACUGCAGCUUCAUUUAGUACAAAAAUGUGCUCGUCUGUAACUCCGCCAUAACGGGAAGAUAUUAAUAAAGAUAUCAAAUUGCACGAAUAGCACUAUAUCCACCGUCUGAGUACAUAUAUGCUAAAUGUGCACGGUAUAUAUUAUUCAUUGCUUUUUCAUUGUGUUCAUUGUAUUUUGGUGUUGAAGAAAUUAGAAAUUAUCUAUUAUACGUUUUUCGUACAUUCUGUAUAUUGAAAGAAAGAUAGAUCAAUAUUAUAUUGAUUAGUUGAUUAUUCGUUCCAUUGUAUAUAUCAACAUUGAUUAUUUAAACUGUUUGAAUGAUGGAUAGAUCAAUAAUUUGAUUUAUAAUUUGAAUUUUCUUGUUAACUAUUUUCAGGUUAUUGGUACUCCCUCGUAUAUCUCUCCAGAACUAUGUGAAAAUCAACCGUAUCCUUUUUACCGUAUCUAUUUUACCCGUUUUAGUCAAUGCUUUAUCCUUUCAAUUUUCAUCUUGAACUUAACUUAUAUUCAGAUACAAUAGAAAGAGUGAUAUAUGGGCAUUAGGUUGCAUUCUCUACGAAAUGAUUACGCUGAAAAGGGCUUUUGAAGCUCUUGUAUGUACAGUAUACUGCAUUAAUUAGUAUAAUGAGAAUUGCUUUGAUAUGUUUUAUUGAAUAUUGUGGAAACUCGAAUCAGAUACUGUAAAGCUGGAGUUAUACGAGCAACAAAAUGGCUGCAACUUGCAACAAAAUCUGAUUUCAACGCAUGUUAAGUAGAAAUGUAAACACAUGUUGCCUUGUGAUUUGUAAUUUAUGUGUAAACAUGUGUAAACAUUUUCAAUUAACAUGCGUUGAAAUCAGAUUUUGUUGCAAGUUGCAGCAAUUUUGUUGCUCGCGUAAGGGCGCAAUUCCAGUCCUCGCACGAAGCUCCUCGCUGCGUGAGCACUUUCAUCCAAUCACAAUGCUUAUUAAGAGUUAAUUUUGAUUAUAUGCAAGCACUCGCAGCGAGCUGCGAGGAGCUUCGUGCGAGGACUGGAAUUGCGCCUUAACUCCAGCUUAAAUGACAAUUUUGUCAUUGUUAGAUAGGGCGCAUAUAUUUUCUUUGUUUUUAUUGUAAAAAAAUCCUUGGCCCUACACGUGGCUUGAACCCAUAACACGCCAGUACUGUAGAGCCUCGUUUUAGUGUAUCUGGACAUUAGUUAAAGCGUUUCCACCACGAAAACGAGGUUCUAUAGCCAAUGUGACGUACGUUCCGCUGCAGGACUCGAACCAUUGGUGAAAUGGCAAAAAUACUAAUUAUUAAAUAGAAACGAAAGUGUAUAGCUUAAAUGAGUUUUUAAAGAAAUUUUAAUUUCUGGUUUCUAUUCAUCUGACAAAAUGGAAUAAAAGGAAUACUGUAAGUUGCUGGUAUAGCAUUGUGUUCAUGUAUCAUCAAUAACAAAUCCUUCCCCCGUAAGUCAUCCCUUUCCCCCCUCUCCCCCCCCUCCCCCCUGCUUCUGAUGAUAUUUCUAUUUUUAUAUCUUGUCUAAUUUCUCCUACCAUAAACUAAGCAAACUGCGAGCACUGUAGAUGAUGUACCCUAAAUUACGACCAGUUCAUCUGCUUUAUGCAUUGAAACACGAGCGCUUAUAUGAAAGUUUGAAAAUUAUAUACCAAAUAGCUAAACAAGGUUUAACAUUAAAUUUCUGCUUUAGAUUUAUAAAGUAUAUGUAGAUAUUUAUUAUUCACAGUACACUACAUCAAUUGUUGACCUUACCCAACUCCUACUGAAAGAUCAUAUUACAGAAGUGUUUUAAAAUGUGUAUAUACAUGGUAUUUUGCUCUUUCGUUUGAAUAUACUGAGCUGAAUUUUCAGUUAAGUUUAAAUAUAUAUGAUUAAAAUUCAUGGAAAUACGAAUUUCAAAAAGUUUCAAUUUUUUUCUAAAAAGGUAUUACAAAUUUUUCUCUGUUCCCUUUGGAUAAAUUUCACCGUGAAAUCGCAGGAAAUGACCAGGGCCGUAACUAGACGCGAUAAUUUUUACGGUAUGUGAACAUGAUUAUAUGGUUGCUCAAUUUCCAAUUAUCGCGUCUAGUUACGGCCCUGGAAAUGACCAUUCCAGACUUCCAAAAUUCAUUAUUUUCCGGGGGAGCACCCUCGGACCUCCCUAGAAUAUGCGAGUCUCAGAGCAGGACUUGUCAAUGCUCAGCUGCGCCACUGACCUGAAAAAGUAAAAAUAUUUCCCUAAAAAGCGGGGAACAUUAUUUUACAAAAUCUUUCUAAUCUAAAAGGAUCUAUACAGUUUUGUGUUACAAAGUAAUAUUUAUUUUUGCUGACUUCACAGUUUCUGGCUUCACAUUUAUAUUAUGUCGUUUCUUUCAGAAUUUACCAGCGUUAGUAAAGAAGAUCUUGACAGGCGCUGUACCUCCAAUGACUGGAACCUAUAGUAAUGAGAUUAAAGACCUGGUGACUAGUCUUUUAAAUCGUGAACCAGACAAAAGACCAUCAAUAAAAGAAGUUCUGGCGAAUCCCUUGCUUAUCAAUACAUUCAUGGACUUACCAAUAAAUAUCGGCAGACCGAGAGGACUCAGGUAA